GUGUGUGUGUUGGCGAUGCAGCCUCUGUGGCUGGUGGAUUCCUCGCUGCCUGGCCAUGAGGAAGGCAACCCUCGCCUUCCACUCAGAGAGAGACUUCUAGAGGCGUUGAGCCUCGGUAAAUACCGCCACUACUACAUUUCCCAUCAGCCCCUCAACCACAGUCAUGAAGAGGAGGAGGAGCAGCGGUGCAUUGAGAAUGUCCUCAGGGCGCGCUCCCCCUCCCUCCCCGGCUCUCUACGCAGAGCGAGAGAUGAACAGACGGAGGGGGGAGGGAGUGAGAGUGAUAGCGACCUGCUGUUCUUCUCUUUUGCCUCAUCCUCCUCCUGCCUGCUUCUUUCCUCAUCAUCAGAAAGCGAAAGCGUUUCGCAGAUCAGUCAGGGCCACUCGCGCACACGAAAGCGCUUACACACGCUCUGCAGCAGGGAUGGCCUGAGCUCACACAGCGCCAUGGGCAACCAGGAUGCGAAGCCGAAGCGCUCGGCCCCCGUGGGAGAUGGAGAGAGUGCAGCGGAUGAGUGCAGCCAUGCUGAUGCCACAAAGAAAGGAUUUCACAGCAAGAAAUCCCACGGCAAGCAUGGCAAGGGUGGAGACGGAGGAGGGAAGAAGAAAGGAAAGUCCGAGUCCAAAUCGGUCUUCAACAUCCGCAAGCGGAAAAAUAUAGCCAAGGUUAAGGGCCUGCUCAGUGGCUCGCGUGAAGAUGCUCUGGAUUCGCAGCACGACGAGCUGGACACCAAAACACCCGAGCUGUCGGCCGAUGAGCUCGGCCAGUCUGACGGCGAGGACCAGAGACCUGUUCUUUCUGACAAUAACAGCCGGCGGGAGACGCCGGACGCUCCAGAGAAGAAGGCCAGCUCUGGAUCGGACACGGAUAUUUACAGCUUCCACUCAGCGGCUGAACACGAGGACCUGCUGGCUGACAUUCAGCAAGCCAUCAGACUCCAGCAGCAGGGAAAAGACUGGAAACAAAAUGGCAUCACUGAGGCUGAAAAUAAACAACGCUACUUCACCAAAUCGGAGCCGUUCACAAUGCUGGAGAUGCCACGCUGUCAGGAGAACGGCCUGGACACGCACACUGAACUUGUUAAGAGCGAUAAAGAUGGAAAAAGAGAUGAGGAGGAGGAGGAGAAGAAGGCGAAAGAGAGGAAUGGGGAGAGAGAGAAGGAGAGGUGGGAGGAGGAGAUUGUUAAUGGCAAGAUCGACACUUCCGACCCGUCCCUUUGUGCUGUGAUCACCGUAGCAACUGGGACAAAGGAGCCGGAGGCAGCGCGUGACAUAGCCCCCUCUGUUGCUGCGGAGACGGUUGAGGAGACAGUCGGAAGGGUGGUGAGUUUAGUCACCAAGACAACCAGUGAGGCCAGUAUUCCAGACUUCACAGCUUCGUUUGAGAGUGCAGUAGAGGCCACUGAGGAGGUAGAUGAAGAUCUCCAAGAGGAAGACAGUCUUCAGCUCCAAGAGGAAGACUCGAGUUCAGACACAAAACGACCAGAGGUUGGCACUUCAUCAUCAUCUCUGGACCUAGAAUGUGUCGGCGCUGAGGUUUUGCCCGCUGAGCCCACAGAAGAAGACAAGAAGGAAGUGGAAGAGGAGGAAGAGAAAGAAGUGCCCAUUGCAAGGAGGAGGAAGAGUAGUAUAUCACUCCCACAGUGGCUCCAGCAGGAGAGUCCAGUAGCCACGCGGCAUGUGAAGCCCAACAUCCCAACAGUCAGCAGUCCAGCAGUAAAACCCUACCCUCCUAUCCACCCUUCAUACAUCAAAACCACCACACGCCAACUUAGCUCGCCUGUUUCUUCUCCCGCACCCUCGCCCUCCCACAGCCCACUCUGCCCGCGCCGUUCCCAUGAGGCUCCGCCCACCACCAAUACCCUCGCUAUCGCUCGGGCGGGACGACGGCACCCCAAACGGCAACGCUCUUACAGCAUCACUGGACCCAUCAGUCGUUCCGCAGACUGGACCGAAGAGCUCCGUCCCCUUCCAUCCAAAACCGGCUCGGAGGACUUCCUCGAGUAUGGUGGCUCUGAAGGGACGCUCCAGACAGGACAGUCUACGCUUGAGGCCGGUCGCAGGGCUUCAGCUGGACAAACCUCCACCUGCAGCUUUCAGGAUGUGUUCACAGGACGCACUCUGUUGGAGAGGUUUUUCCAGCAGCAGAAGUCUGAGUGUGAAGAAGAGGCGGAGAAGCUGUGUUCUCGAAUCCUGGCCAUGGGGCUCCUCCUGCCCUUCGUCGACUGUUUCGGAGAGCAGUUUGGAGGCAGCACCACCCACGUCACCCCACAGUUCAGCCAAGAUCAGCUGUACACCUGGGCCCCAGUGAGCCAGCCCCCUCUGUCGCUGGAGCACUUUGAGGGGCGAUUACCGGGUCACAUCAAGUCCCUCUGGCCUCCACCUCGACCCGAAACUGACGAAAGACCCGGACUCAAGUACACUGAAGCAGAACACCAAGCUGUUGUGUUAGGGCUGAAGAAACAAAAUCAGGAGGAAAUCCAGGAUAUCAAGGAAGAGUCCAUGCUGAACACUGUGCGCCUGAAGCAGGAGCACGUGACUGUGAUUCAGCAGCUGGAGCAGACGAUCGAGGACCUGCGCAGCAAGAUUGCUGAGCUGGAGAGGCAGCAACACCCCCUGCAGGAGCAUGAUGUCAGUACACAGGAGCAGGAGUGCGGUGCAGAUGAGAGUCUUUUUCCGGAUGUGUGCCAUGUGGACCUGCAGACGGAGACCUGUGCUCUCCUCCCAUUAGAGGCAAAAUCAGUGCAGACUUCCCCUAUAAAUGAGAGCUUUACAUUUAAAGUGCCUUCUUCAGAGCAGGGCAGCUCUGAGCCUUCUCUGCCCACACUGAGUGAGCCAUCACUGGGAGUGGUUACAGAAUCUCAGCCAGCAGGGACUGGCGCUCCUAAAGCAGAACAAUUUGUCUGUACAUGUCAACAGCAACAAUGGCCACCUCUACCUGCACAAUCAGGGCCCUCUAUUCCCCAGCCCCUAUCUGCUACGACUCUACCUCCAGCACCGCCACCUCCCCCACCACCUCCACCUUUACCUGGCCAGACUUUAUUACAUCCACCACCUCCUCCACCUCCUCUACCAGGAUCUGUUGUUCCACCUCCCCCACCCCCUCUGCCUGGCCAAGCUGUAAUGCUGCCUCCUCCACCUCCUCCACCCUUACCUGGGGCAGGUGCCCCACCGCCUCCUCCACCCUUACCUGGGGCAGGUGCCCCACCGCCUCCUCCACCCUUACCUGGGGCAGGUGCCCCACCGCCUCCUCCACCCUUACCUGGGGCAGGUGCCCCACCGCCUCCUCCACCCUUACCUGGGGCAGGUGCCCCACCGCCUCCUCCACCCUUACCUGGGGCAGGUGCCCCACCGCCACCUCCACCCUUACCUGGGGCAGGUGCCCCACCGCCACCUCCACCCUUACCUGGGGCAGGUGCCCCACCGCCACCUCCACCCUUACCUGGGGCAGGUGCCCCACCGCCGCCACCACCCCCUUCAGGAUUGGCUGGACCUCCAGCUCCCCCUCUUCCCCCAGGUGCCUGUAACCUCCCUCUCCCCAGUAGUUUGGGAUCUCUGCCUCCUCCACUUCCUCUUGGACUGUAUGCUCUGGGCGCAGUCCAGGAGAAGUCUCCUCGGAAAGGACUGGUGGAGCCGCCACACCCCAUGAAGCCCCUCUACUGGACCCGCAUCCAACUCCACGCCAGAAAAGAAGUGAAUCCUCUGAUUUGGGAGAAGAUUGAAGAGCCCCCUGUGGAUUUUGACGAGUUUGUGGAGCUUUUCUCCAAAACUGCAGUAAAAGAAAAGAAAAAGCCCUUGUCGGACACCAUUACUCGGUCUAAGACCAAACAGGUGGUGAAGCUGUUGAACAAUAAGCGCUCUCAGGCAGUGGGGAUUCUCAUGUCCAGCCUCCACCUCGACAUGAAGGACAUCCAGCAUGCAAUUCUAAACCUGGACAACACCGUGGUGGACCUCGAGACGUUACAAGCUCUGUAUGAGAACAGGGCACAGACAGAUGAGGUGGAGAAGAUCGAGAAGCACAUCAAAUCAACCAAGGAGAAGGAGGGAGCCAAACCCCUGGACAAACCUGAACAGUUCCUGCUCCAGCUCUCCCAAAUUCCUGAGUUCUCAGGAAGGGUCUUCUGUAUUCUGUUCCAGUCCACGUUUUCUGAGUGUAUUAACUCCAUCCAGCGCAAACUGGAAAUUCUGCAGAAAGUGUGUAAGUCUCUGCAAAGUGGUUCUGGUGUGAUGCGGGUUCUGGGUCUGGUUCUGGCUUUCGGAAACUACAUGAACGGAGGGAACCGAACCAGAGGGCAAGCGGACGGCUUCGCGCUGGACAUCCUACCCAAGCUCAAGGACGUCAAAAGCAGCGACAACUCCAGAAGUCUGCUGUCUUACAUUGUCGCUUACUACCUGCGACACUUUGAUGAGGACGCUGGCCGGGAGACGUGUGUGUAUCCUCUGCCCGAGCCGCACGACCUGUUCCAGGCAUCUCAGAUGAAGUUUGAGGAUUUUAAUAAAGAUCUUCUGAAGUUGCGAAAGGACCUGCGAGCAUGCACUGCAGAAGUGGAAAAGGUGUGUAGUGUUUCCACUGAAGAACACCUGCAGCCCUUCAAGGAGAAAAUGGACCAGUUUCUGAGCCGAGCUAAACAAGAACUGGAGGCACAGGAAACGCAGCUGAAAGAAACUCACAAAAUGUUCCUGGAGUUGACCGUGUCGUUCUCCGUAAAGCCUAAGAGUGGUGAGAAAGAGGUUUCGGCCCACACGUUCUUCUCCGUGUGGCACGAGUUCUCCACCGACUUUAAAGACCUGUGGAAGAAAGAGAACAAGCUGAUCUUGCAGGAAAGGUUAAAAGCAGCAGAGGAAUGUUUCAGACAAGCCAAGGAAAAAGCCACAUACAGUGUCAAACCCAAGCAUGCCUCUGGAAUAAAAGCGAAGCUGGGCAUGAAGAUCUAACAAGCUGGACAUUAUAAUCCUAAAAAUGAUGUAAAACCCCUUACAGAUCGGCUGUGAGGUAGAGUGCAUGGACUGCAGACAUGGGCUAUUUUCUGUAUUAAAAAGUUCAUCUUUCUGUAUCUCACACACAUACAAACACUUGUGAGUAAUGUAGCAGCCCUUAAACGUUCAUCUGCAACAUGCAUACAGGAUACGUGUCAUGUGAUGUCACAUCCUUUCAGUGCGUGUGUGUGUGUGCUCAUGGGUGAAUUGCUGUGUAUGUAAACUGGAUCGUACCAUGUUAAGAGGAAAAGAGAAGUAUGUGCUACCAGUGACGGAAAAAGAAAUGAGGCUUGAUGAAUGGGGAAUGUGUGUCGAUUUCCCUCAGCUUGUUUAAGCUGCAGUAUUUUCUCUGAAGCGGUCCUGCAUUGCCGUGGAUCACCAGCAGUAUGAUGUUCCGUUUUGUUUUUAGGCCAGUUUCAAAGAUAAAAAUGAAGGCAGACGUUAAUUUGUACUCAGAAAAAAAACCCACACAGUUUAAGUACCGAAGCUGUAUUUAGGCUUUUUUGCCCCCAUUCCAUCCUGGAGUUCCUAUAGCAAGAAUAAUGCAGACAUUAACGUUAACAAGAUGUCAGUAUAAGUGGCCUAAACCGAGCUCCUUCAAGAACUGCACAGGUCAAACGGGUGGACACAGGAAGCAGCAGGACACCUGAGAGAUGAGCGUUCACAUAAGCGAUAGCAAAGUGAUGAACAGGUACAUGCAUUUUUCUUCCUACUUCAGCAACAGAGGUAUUACAAUUACAGCUGAAGCCAUGGAGCUGUAUUCUGUUUGUCUUUAACCCAUACUACAGGAUCAUGGCAGAAAAAAACGAUUAAUAGGGAUUAUUUUUUAAAUGGCAAUGUACAAGAGUUGCUCAAAAUGUAUUUAAAAAUGCCAUUAUUUUAUCUAAUGUAAAGUAGUAUUAGCAUCUCUAUGUAAUAUAAUUCUUGUGUAUAAUUUUUUUACAACUAUAUUUUUUCUGUCUCAGCAUGUACGUGUUUAGUGUCGAUCACUCUGGUUCAGGAGAAAGGAGGGUCUGCCCAUGUGCAAUAACUGUUUGUAUCUAAUUGUUUGGGUAUUAUUAUGUUUUUGUUUGUUUGUUUGUUUGUUUUUUUGAAAUAGCAUAAUUUAUGUAAAAUAAAGAGAAAUAAAUUAA
Messenger RNA from Hemibagrus wyckioides, 6110 nucleotides. It is a transcript of the gene fmn2b, whose product is annotated as formin 2b. NCBI's taxonomy places the organism in Eukaryota, Metazoa, Chordata, Actinopteri, Siluriformes, Bagridae. Gene Ontology annotation, biological process: actin nucleation; intracellular transport. Gene Ontology annotation, cellular component: actin filament; endoplasmic reticulum membrane; cytoplasm. The record is from RefSeq and is a predicted model, not a curated record. The transcript has 18 exons. The coding region runs from base 16 to 4935 and encodes 1639 amino acids. Gene Ontology annotation, molecular function: microtubule binding.